This is a messenger RNA of Glycine soja, 2054 nucleotides long. RefSeq names its product protein WVD2-like 5. The transcript is spliced from 9 exons. NCBI's taxonomy places the organism in Eukaryota, Viridiplantae, Streptophyta, Magnoliopsida, Fabales, Fabaceae. The coding region runs from base 164 to 1549 and encodes 461 amino acids. The record is from RefSeq and is a predicted model, not a curated record. Gene Ontology annotation, molecular function: microtubule binding.
CGACCGUCGUGUUUCCGCUGGUAAUAGAUAAAGCAUCAACAACAUCUUCUACCACAGUUUGAAUCUUUCGGAUCUUGUUGGUAGGACUCGGAUCCCCCAUUUCUCAGAUCUCUGAACCCACGAUGCCAUUCGGCUCUUGACAGUGACACCUCAGCUGGCUUGAAUGAUGGAUCCAAGCAACCUUUUGCCAGCUGAUGGACUUGAAGAAGUCCACCAAAAUGGUGUUCAUGAUGAACUGUCUAUUUUUGGAAAGGAUGGUAUUGCUUCCAAUGUAGACCCUGGUGUUACCAAAAUUAUAGAAACUGCAGCUACAAAUGGAAAUCUUGAAAAUUUCAUCCAGUAUGAUAGCACUGCAACUGAUUAUUCGUCCAAGGAAGAAAUCAAGGAAGGAUCAAACGAUAAUAUAUAUAUGAACAAUGUCACCAUUUCUAAGGAAGAGGAAGCAGAAAUCAUAGAUCGGACAGAGCAAUUAAAAGUAGGAAAAGGUCCUGCAAAGAAUAAGAAUGCAAAGCCACCAAGCCCCAGAGGCAGUCAUGCAAGUUCAGUUAAAAAGAACAAAGAUGGAAAAGAUGAAGAGGUAGCAUCUUCUGUUUCAAAUGGUACUUUUGCUUCAGACUCUCACCCAAGACAGCCUAUUAAAAACAGAUCAUUGAGUGACAAGCAGGCUCGAUUGUCCAAGCACCCUGGAAAGUCUAACACAGCACAUUCUGAAGAAUCAAUGGAGAAGACUAGACCACAAUUAUCGAAGAAAGAUCCCCAUGAUAAUCUUCAAGGAGAAGCAGAAUCUUCUUCUCCUACUGCAGAAGAUGCCAAACCUCGCAGGGUGGGGGCGCUCCCAAAAUAUGGAUUCAGUUUCAAGUGUGAUGAGCGAGCUGAGAGAAGAAAAGAGUUCUACACUAAGCUUGAGGAAAAGAUUCACGCAAAGGAAGUGGAGGAGAGUAACUUGCAAGCAAAAACCAAGGAGAACCAAGAAGCCGAGAUUAAGAUGCUUAGAAAAAGUCUAGGAUUUAAAGCAACUCCAAUGCCAAGCUUCUACCAGGAGCCUCCUCCUCCUAGGGCGGAGUUAAGAAAGAUGCCAACUACCAGAGCUAAAUCUCCCAAGCUUGGUCGCAAGAAGAGUUCAACAAAUUCAGAGCCAGAAGGAAACACUAGCAACAGUGCUCGACAAGGUCGUUUAAGUCUGGAUGAGAAAAUGUCUCAGACUAACCCCACUAAUGGCAUUAGUCCUGUUCAUCCAAAGAAGCCACAACGAAAGUCUCUUCCUCCACGACUGGCUUCUGAAAAGAUCAGUUCAUCCAAUUCAGCGUCUGUGAGAACCUCAUCUAAGGCAGUGAAUGGUGGCAAAACCUCCUUAUCAAGUGUAACGGCUGAAGUUACCUUAUCCAAUGCAAGAGGGAAAGAGAAAGUUCAAAUAGCUGCAGCAGCCACUGAAGAGAACAAUGCCUUAUUGAAUGAGACAAGUAAAGUUCUUCCUGUGAAUGGUGAUUUAGUCGUUGAAGAGAAACCACAGCUCAACUUGGCACAAGAACCCAUAGCAGCGGAGCACUAAGCAAACAGCAGGAACAGAACCAAAUAUUAACUAUCAAUCGGAUCAAUUGAUUCAUCUCGUGAAUGUUAUAGAAGCAUAUGACUGAGAUUAUUUAACAAUGAAGGCUUGCAGAAUUUCUUUGUGGUUUGUGAUGCCAUUUUGUCUUAAGCAGCAUGGUUUUGUCCCUAUGAUUCUCUCCUCCUCCUCCUUGCAGGGAUGUAUGUAACUAUUUUCCAGGUUGUUCUAGUUGAUGUUAUUUUAACAUGUAACAUUUGUCUGUUUAGUUAAUAUGUUGGCGAAAAUUUUGAGAAAGUUUGCCAUCGGUGGCUCAAUCACAGUUUGAAACAAGUUGUGUUGUGAACACUCGUCAUGAUCCAUAUGAUUGUGUUAGCUUUGUCUUGUGUUAUGCAUCGAUUUUCAGCUCUGGAUUCUACCUUGUAACCGCAUAUGCAUGUGCUCAAGCACAGUCAUAGGCAACUCAAGCAAAAUAAGUACUUUUACUUUUAUUACAUGUUGUUAGAGUUCA